GUCCGUUUAAGUAAUUCCUUGGGCGAAGACAUGUCCGGCGACGGACGAGGCCGGGUGGCCGAUCAACAACGUGGAAGUGGUUGGAUCCCGCUGGUGUUGAUCUCUAGAAGAGGUGGUUUUUUGCAGCGUGAUAUUGAAGACAUCUGGUUGUGAGGGACCAUAAGACGUGUUGACCACGUGCGAGUAUAGUUCUGGUUGUGGGCGAAAGCCGUUAACCAAAAAAAAAAAAAAAAAAAAAAAUUUUGUUUUCCUUGCGAGAACAAAGGUUGUGUACGAAACGGAAGGAAAUGUAAGUAAUCAUUUAAUAUUUCUGUAAUUGUGCUUCCAUGUGUAAUGAGAAACGAUGAGUAUCGGCCGUAGAAAUGCGCAGGGCGUUUGCCCCAUUUCAUUCGCCAAGUUGCUGCAUACUCGGUACAAAGAUAUUGCAGAAAUUGAUAGGCUGCGAUGUGAGAAACACGGCAUUUUUGGCGAAUUGGCACAAACAUUUCUCAGAAGUAAUUGCAUAAAGAAUAGGUUGUUAUUUAUGCAAAAAUGGCGGCAAAAUGUUGGUAAUGUCAGGACAUAUUUCAAAGAUCUCUGUAAGUCAGAUGUUUCACCUAUGUUAAAUAACAGUCAUAAAAUGGCAAGUUCUAUUGUGAAACACGCGGCGUGUGUCUCGGAAGUUAAUCAAGCUAAUACUUCCGUGAAUUCUUUGUGGGCAUUGGUGUGUAGCGAUAUUGGUGUUUUUAACAACAGAAAAAAUAGGUUAAGACUGUAUGAGGGUUGGAAAAGAAACAGAAACAACAUUUGUGAACUGGUCGAGACAAUUUUCACUUACUCUAUUGUUAUGUCCAAUGUAGGUAGUCACCAUUUGCCAGACUAUGUAGCUUCACCUGAAAAUCUUGAAAAACCAGCCCAAAAAAAAUUGCACAUUUCUUCAACAGCUGUGCAAGGUGGUACAUCUAAUAGCAACACGGUUAAACAUCUCGAAGGAGCCACAGUAAGUGCAGGAACAGGAAAUAGCAAUGCAAAUUUGGUGGAUAUAGGAAGUUCAGAAAUCUAUAACAUGGUAUGUUUCUCUUCCAAUGAUAUGUUGGACCAUUUGCAAUGCACUUCAGAGAAAAACGAUAGUUUGUGCGGUACUGAACGUUGCAAAGUCAUAAAUAAUAAUGAAUAUUUCCUAGAUGGUUCAUUGGCAGUUCGUGUAGAUCGCUCAGUAGUCACUGACAAGUUGGAUAAAUUGCACAUCAAUUUCCCAGAUUCAAUACCGAUUUACAUAGAGCAAUCCGUGCAGUAUGAUACUUCAGAUUUUGCAGAUAAUGUUCCUAAUGAAAAUUGUAACGUACAACAAAGGUGUCAUACCCCUGACCUCAAAAAACCAGAGCAUACCACUGCACUUGAAAAUAGUGUGAACGGUGUCCCAAACAUAUUACAAAGUACUGAUAUUGUCGGAAAGCCUGUGUAUCGAUCAAAAACCUUAGAUUUAUAUCCGGUUGCUUAUGGUAGUUGCACUAUAGUCAAUUCAGAGUUGCCUACUCUUUCCUCAAAUGCUCGGCUAUCACGUUUUGAUAAAGAUAAAAUACACUGUUCUUUAAAAGCUGCCCUAAUGGAAAAGUUAAAUAUAAUUUGUGUGUAUAAGUUUUGUUGCUUUCAAAUUCGUUCUAAGGGAAAUGCAGUUGACUAUGCAUCUUGUAAAGAUAAAAAUUGUAAUAAUAUGUAUAGGAUUGACAUGUCGAAUCCAACACCAGGUACGUACGUUAUACAUGUUAGGGCUAGAAAUAUGCAGGGAGACAACCAUGAUAGGAAGACGUGGGAUGUAAGAGGUUGGCAACGUCAGCAACUGAAAAAAAAACUGAAAGAGAAGAGACCAACCACGUAUCGCUAUGAGACUAUCGACAGUAUGGAUGAACAUAUACUUAAUUUGGGAAACAUGCAAGAUGUGAAAAGCAUGAGUGUGGUAAAGAAAGUAAGGUGUGAGGCCCUUGCAGAAGAUGACUUAGAUAAGGAUGAUGUUAAGGAUUUGUUAGAACAGUUUUUGCAGGGUGAAAAUGAUGGAUCAAAAUAUUUGCAGGAAAUUUCUUUACCUUUGGGAGUUUUAAUGUUUUCUAAAGAUCAGUUUGAUGUUAUUAAAAAGUACAAAAAAGAUAUUUCAGUUUUGUUUCUCGAUGCCACUGGAUCCGUAGUACGAAGGCCCACAACUUUCAAAUCUGCAAUUUAUUAUUAUGCCGGAGUAGUUAAUAUUUCAGGUACAGUUUUGCCCCUUUUAGAAUUUAUUUCUGCUCAGCACUCUGCAGCAGCCAUAUCAAAUUAUUUAAUAAAAUUUAAGCGUUGCAUUUUAAAAGAGGUAGGUUCAUGGCCUGUGUUCAAUAAGGUUGUUGUAGAUUAUAGUUUUGCGUUAAUGAAGGCCAUAAUGUUAGGUUGGAAUGAAAUUACGCUUGCCAGGUAUCUGAAAGUAACGCAUAACCUUUGCCAAACAAAUGACGAUUCUGCUUUGCAUUCUCUCGUGACUGUUCAUAUUUGCUGCAGUCAUUUUGUCCAUUUAAUAGCAAGGCAAUUGAAAAAAAACAAUACACCUAAGAAAGUUAGGCCAUUCAUAUUGAAAGUUAUAUGCAUGCUCAUAGUUGCGAGAAGUAUAGAUGAGCAAAAAGCAAUUUUUUCAUUAUUAAUAAUUGUACUUACGAACCAUACUGUUACAAAAAAUGUCAUAAUUAGUCUUGAAGCACUGUCUAACAUUUCAAAAAAGGAAAAAGUCCAAAACAUUCUGGCAGAAUUAAUUCCUGAAAGCAUAUCAUUAAAUGUGAGCGUUCAAAAUGACGAUAUAGAAUCAUUUUUUUCAGAAAAUUUACAUAAAAAUAGUCCAUUUCAUAAAGAAUUUAAAGAAAUUUAUGACAUUAUUUUGGAAAAAAAUUCGCAUGCAGCAGAAAGUGCAAGUAAAAAUAUUUAUUUCAUGCCUUCCUUUGGAAAAGAACUAGUUGAUCGGUACAUGCCCAUGUCACCCUUGUGGUCUCAAAUUCUUCCCAACUGUUCUCAACGGUAUAGUAAUUCCAAUGUUGAAAACUGGUUCUUUCAAACAAAAAGUAAUAUCCUGAAUGGACUCACGCAUUUGAAAGUAGGUCGUUUUGUUAGACACAUGUGUGCCCGUGUUAAAGUAAUUUGCAAAAUGUUGAGGAAUGAUAUACCACGAACAUUUGCUAGGGAAAGGAAAGCAAACAGACAAACAACACCAACAAUUUUAGGCUGUAGCGAAGUUAAAGAUUCAGACCCAGAUGAUCCGGACAGUAUCAUUGUCGAAGAAGUUUGGCAAAAAACGUGUAAGAAACCAAAGACGUAUUUUGAACCAAUGUGUGUCGCAGACAGUAAAAUGGCGUUGGUUCCAAGUGUACCCACAAUUUUAAAAUACAAUAAUAAGGGGUCUGUCAAAGCAUGGCAUUAUACUGAUUUAAUGCAAACAUGUAUUGGAUUGUACGGAGAAGAUGUAUUUGCAGAAGAGGAUUUUAAGACAUUGUUUGGAAGUACGUGGUUGACAGGUGCCGCUAUUGAUGCUUGUGUUGCCUUACUACUAACAGAAUUUAAAGCUGAAGAUAUUAUAUACAUACCUGCUGAAUGGCUUGGAAGUUUUGUCAUUUUUGGGCAAACUCUUGAGCAGGGAGCCGAAAUAAACAACAUUAAAUUAAGCUGUGCUAGUAAAUGCAUCAUUCCGUACAAUACCAAUCAGCACUGGACACUGAUUACGGCAGAUUUUAAUAAAAAAAUAUUUUCCUACAUAGAUCCCAUAGGUGAAGAGGAUAGUGUUUUACCAAACAAGACUACUUCAAAGGCAGAUGAAGCAUUUAAAGUGUUCAAAAAAUUGCUGUCCGAAAGAAAUAAAUUCAGCCCAGAAAAAGUAAAUACAGACAACUGGAAUUCCAGAAGUUGCGCUUAUCACCAAAUUCAAACAGAUUUCAAUAAUUGCGGAAUUUUUGUGAUAUUUUUCAUUCAACAAAUAAUAAAGGGAGCCCCAUUAAAUGAGAAUUUCAAACCAAACAUUAUGCGAAAAGAACUCGUAAAUAAACUAUGUAGCUUUACACAGUCGGGUAAAAAGGUUAAACUCACGCUAGAUAAACUUGAUGUAAAGAAGGACUAUCCUCAUCCAUUGGCUAUGGAUAAUGGUCUCUUUAAUAACACGGAGUACUAUCGUCAUCCAAUAUUUGAAGUUGUAGUAGCUUUGUUCAGUGAUAUCUGCCGGAAUACAAUAAGGGUUCGGGGUUCAGAUUACUGCACUUUUUUUAAUGGGGGUGAACUUACUAACACUGCCGUAGAUGCAGGUAUCUCAGUUUUCAUUAAGAGAUUAAAAAAAUUUGAUAACAUAUUCUACCAAAACAUUGAAUAUAUCACUGUCUUCGAAAGUAACAUAUGUUUAGAUAAACCGCAUGCUUUGGAACUUUUGUACAUCAUAAAGCUACGUGAUUUGAACAAAAAGAAUUUAUUAAUAAUGCCUAACUGCGUAAAUGAUAAUCACUGGUGUCUGUUACUGGCUAACUUAAAAUCAUUUGAGCUUUAUCAUUUGGACCCGCUAAAAGGCAAUGGGGGAAACAAAAUUCUGAGUUGAUUUGUUAAUUUUUUGCAAUAUCGAAAUAAACUAUGUCAAACAAAGAUAAACAUUAUUAGAUGGUGUGUCAAAAAUAUAAAUGAUAAUAUUCCAGUACAAAAAGAUAAUGUUAGUUGCAGAGUUUUUGUAAUAUUUUAUGUGUCUGUGUUUUUAAAACAAAAUAAAUUUGAAAGUGAUCUGAAUGUAAAAAAUUUCCGUAAAAUGUUAGCUGAAUCAGUUAUACAGGAUUCUGAUGUAGUCACUGACCUAUGCUUCUAUUGUGGAACUAAAGGAAACCGAAAACAAACACGAUGGAUAAUGUGUCAGAUUUGUCGUAGGUGGGUUCACUACGAGCAAUGUUUUAAAAAUAACAUAAAUUUUGAAGAUAUAUCUAGGCCAGAAUAUAAAUUUAUAUGCAAAAUAUGUAAUGUGAGUAACCCAUUUCCGCAAAACAGUUCCCCAUAGUAUCAUGUAUAUUAUUUUCAAGUGAAAUUUUAAAUUUGCCAGGACCGGGUGAAAGGGUAACUGCGACAAAUGUUACUCCUAUGCCGAAUGGAGGCGUGUCGUAUGUUACAUUUAGGGUCCCGUUUAUUUUUUUUCAAAUGAAAUGUUAAAUUUGCCAGGUCCGAGUGAAAGGGUAACUGCGACAAAUGUUACUCCUAUGCCGAAUGGAGGCGUGUCGUAUGUUACAUUUAGGGUCCCGUUUAUUUUUUUUUCAAAUGAAAUGUUAAAUGUGACAGGGCUGAGUGAAAGGGUAACUGCGACAGAUGUUACUCCUAUGCCGAAUGGAGGCGUGUCGUAUGUUACAUUUAGGGUCUUGUUUAUUUUUUUUUCAAAUGAAAUGUUAAAUUUGCCAGGGCCGAGUGAAAGGGUAACUGCGACAAAUGUUACUCCUAUGCUGAAUGGAGGCGUGUCGUAUGUUACAUUUAGGGUCCCGUUUAUUUUUUUUUCAAAUGAAAUGUUAAAUUUGCCAGGGCCGAGUGAAAGGGUAACUGCGACAGAUGUUACUCCUAUGCCGAAUGGAGGCGUGUCGUAUGUUACAUUUAGGGUCUCGUUUAUUUUUUUUUAAAUGAAAUGUUAAAUUUGCCAGGGCCAAGUGAAAGGGUAACUGCGACAAAUGUUACUCCUAUGCCGAAUGGAGGCGUGUCGUAUGUUAUCUUUAAAGGUUUUAUUAAGUUUCAUUCUUGUUUAUUUUUGCACAGUUACAAAAUAUUAAAUUGAUUACAGAUUUGUUUCGAAUACUUAAUAAUCUGCUUUUUUAAAAGCUGUAUGUUGGUAGUAGAUAUUGUAUAUUGUUUUAUGUCUUUUUUUUUAAAAGAGAUAAUUUUCACAAAAUCAAACAGUCCUGUAUUUUGAAACAAUUCAAAUGUUGGUUUCACGAUUCAGUAUUGUUUGCUUUACGGUGACAUGGUAAUAGGCCUCUUGGGGAACUCGCCAUGUAAAAUAAAGAGUAACGAGUUGUGUGCUAUACCUCCUGAUGUAUACCACCUGUGGUAAACUUCUAAGGUGACCAGUGUUGCCAGGUUGAGGGAUAAAUCCCUCAGAGUAGGGAUUUUUUGCAUUGAAAGGGAUGGAGGGAUUUUAAGCCGACCAGGUCAUAAAUGUAGGGAUUUUCGGAGAGGUGAAUGUCGUCUUUUCUUGUUUGCGCUGCAGACACCUUUUAAUGAGAAUAUUCAGUCUUUCGAUAUUUUUGUCGGCGAAGUUGGUGCAUCUACAGCAUCUAUUUGUAACAGGAAUAGAUGUGUCUUAUGUUUUGUUACAUAUUGUCUUUGAUGUUUUGUAUGGUUUGUUUACACAUUUCGUGUUAGUGCAAAUUGUAUUGGUUACUGUAUCAUAAUUACUGAAUUAGUAUUACCUUUCUAUAGCAGCAUCUGGAGGUUGAAGACGAAGUGUAUGUAUGUUUCCUAUAUUUAAGUGAUAAUGUGUGACCCUGAAGCAGGGUCUUCUACCCCGAAAAGGGUCAGAAAAGAACCGGGAAAUGAGAAAAAGUCGUGGCGCAAGCAACCAUUUGUAGAUUCCUGGUUGGAAGAGCCGCAAUUUAAAGGUUGGUUAUCAAAGGCCAGUGAUAAUUAUAAAGCAAAAUGUUUGUGUUGCAAAAAAGAAUUGGUAGCAGGGAAAAGCGAGUUGGAAAGACACGGCGAUACUCCUACUCACAAAACAAAUGCAUUACAAAUAAAAAAUGUUCCAAAAAUUAGCGAUUUGUUUCGCAGAACAUCGGGUACAGAAGAAACUAAAACAAAAUUUGCCGAACUGAAAAUAGUAUAUGAUGUUAUUGAGCAUGACAGAAGUUUUAACUCAAUGGAACACAUUGUACAAUUGAAUCAGGUAGCUUUGCCAGAUUCAACAAUAGCACGCAGUAUUAAAUUGCACAGAACGAAAAUAACAUCACUCGUGAAUAAUGUUGUUGGUAGGGCCGUCCAACAAAAAAAUGCAGAAGUAUUGAAAGGAAAUUUCUUUUCUAUUCUAGUUGAUGAAAGCACUGACAUUGGCAACAAUAAAAAUUUGUGUAUUCUCGCAAAGAGCAUCGGUGCAAAUGGAAUUACCAUGAAUACGUUCCUACUUGAUUAUGUAAAAAUUAAGGAUGCAUCAGCAGAAAAUUUGUUUCAGGUAUUUAAACACUGCAUGUCUAAGUACGGUUUGCUCUUUGAAAACAUUGUUGGGUAUUGUAGUGACAAUGCAAAUGUCAUGGCUGGUGAAAAUAAUUCAUUUGUUACCCGUCUGCUGAAAGAAAAUGACGGUAUUAUUGUGUUUGGAUGUAUCUGCCAUUCUUUAAAUUUAGUGGCUAGUGCUGCAUCAGAAUGUCUACCGAAAAAUGUUGAAUCAUUGUUGCAUUUGAUUUUUUCGUAUUUUUCACGUAGUCCAAAACGCCAGGGCAUUCUUGAAGAACUUCAAGACUUUAUGAGAGCUUGCCAGGUGAGGAUGAUCAAUCCAUCUAAAACAAGAUGGUUAGCACUAGGUAACUGUAUCGCAAGAGUUUUAAGUCAGUGGCCAGUGUUGUUUUCUCUCUUUGCAGAGGCAAAAAGUGAAGAUAAGAAUACAGUGGCCGACAUCAUCUUUGCAGACCUAAAUAAUCCGUACACCAAAGCCUACUUGCAGUUUUUGAAUUUUGUUUUACCAACAUUUAAUUCAUUCAACAAACUAUUUCAGUCCGAUAAAGUACUAAUCCAUUGUUUUGCUAAUGAAGCUGAAAGAUUUUUAAGAUUGCUAGCUUCAAAUUUCCUGAAACCAGAACUGAUUUUAGGAGAUAGUUUGUUCACAUGUAAUGCCAAGCAUCCUUCUAAUAUCUUGCCAUUAAUUGACAUCAAAAUAGGGGCAGCAGCAGAAGAAACCAUAAGUGAUUUGAAAACAAGAUUUGACCAUGAUGUAAGCAAAGAUGUAGAAUAUUUUCGCCUCAGAUGCUUGCAAUUUCACCAGGUUGCUUUUCAGGAAACACAGAAAAGAGUGCCAUUACAACAAGGCUGCAUUCGUGCUUUGAAUUUUCUACAGCCCUCAAAUGCCUUGGGAGUUGAUAAGUCAAUUCAAAGAGCGAAUAUCGAGUUAUCGCCACUUAUCAAAAAAUUUGAAUCCAAAAUUGAUCCUAUUGCAACUAAAGACGAAUGGGAUCACAUGUCUAAUUAUUUUUCUAGUGAGGAAAAAACUGCAUUCUUGAAUUUGCCAAUACUAGAAUUUUGGAGGGAAAUUGAAGUAUGUGAAAAUUUCAAUGCUGAACUUCAGUUUAAAAAUAUUGGCAAACUUGCAAGAAUUUGUUUGUCGUUACCACAUUCCAAUGCUUCUGUUGAACGUAUAUUCUCUAUGGUUUCAGACAUUAAAACAAAAAAGAGAAAUAAAUUAUUUGCAUCCACAGUUGCAUCCCUUGUUCGUGUCAAGUUAGACAUGCAAAACAUGAAGAAAGCAUGCUAUGAAUACCCAGUAACUGAAAAAAUGCUGGAGUUGUUCAACGAAAACAUGUACAAGAAGGAUCACAAGGAAACUGAAAUUGCUGGACUUUUGGCUGCUGAAGACGAAGAAGAUGAAACUGUUAUCUAAUGUCAAAGUCUUUAGAACAAAAAAAAAGUGAAAUAUUUAAGGUAGAAUUGAAUAGAAAAUGUUGUGUGUGGACUAGGUGUAUCCUACUUCAUUAAAAACUAUUUUUACAUAUUAUUAAUACCAUAUUGUAUUAUUAUUACUUGUCCUAUAACAAAAAAAUAAUAAUGUAGGGAUUUUUUAAGGCUUGGAGGGAUUUUCUAAGUAGUCUGCAGGGAUUUUUGCAUUGGGGAACCUGGCAACACUGAAGGUGACUUGGAAACUGGCACAGGUAGCAGGGGCCGUUUGGUUUUGUUCCUGUGACUUAAUGCACUUGCAUCUCUAGGGUCUCCCUGCAGAAGUGAAGUGUUUGUAUAAAUCAAAACCUAAUUUUUCUGAAUUACGGCUCAGUCUCAGGCCGAAUACGAUAUUUCCUUUUCUUCUCGAUCAAUCAUUUCAUCAAUGUUUUUUUAUGACGUCACGUUAAAGUAUCGUCCGUAAACAGACUUUACAGACAACCAAUUUUGUUAUUUCUUGUGUUUCAUGCAUCUAAGGAUUAUACUAUCUGAAAAUAACAUUGUUCGUAGGCACAUGAAAACAAAUUUAAACUUAACAUGAUAUUAUUGAUUGUUGAUGUGUAGAUGGUCCUCAUAAAUGCGGAACUUCGUAUCGGAUGUCUUCUGGCUAUAAAAACUUGGGGUCUCCUUUUCAGCUAGUGGAGCCUGUGACAAUGAAGACAAAUGGUCACCUGAGAAUUGGAGUAUUUUAUGUCCAUUGAAGUCGGAACUUAGAUAUAAGCAUUUGAAAGUUCAAAUAACUAGGAAUAUCAUGACAUAGAUAGAACAAAAUAAUAUUGGUCUUAAAUUGAGAAGAAACAUUUUUAUGUGCGUAGACGUGUGUGGAUAAUGUCGCGGUCUGGAAAUUUCAUUAUUUUUUUUUCUUAAAUUUUAUUUUACUUUUGUAUCUCGUUAGGUUAACGUGUUGGUGUACGUGCACGUUUCCAGGCUCGGCCGGUUGAUUUCGACACGUGGGUAUUGGAAUAUAGGUUGCUGCGACAUUAGUUUACAGGCACCGCGGGCUUUUGCGAGGCUGCGUGGUUAGCUGAUUCUCGCGGGUCGCUGGCCAGGGCCCGCUGAGAGGUUGCAACACGCCGUUCCAGAAAAACCCGCUGUGUAACGUCGAUUUUGUUUGUUCUGCCACGCGAGGCUUUUGUGUACUCGUUUCGAGGACUCUGUCCUGAUUAGUGUUGCCAUCUGGCAUCCGACUUUGGAAACGUAGACUGAAAAAAACAAUCGAGCAGCGCAAGAGGGAGAGGGGGAAACUCGCUCGCGCCUGCGCAAAAGGAACAGCCUACUUCACUUGUUUUUCAUUUUUUCCUUGUGGGAAGGGGGGACAGCCAGUUCCCCCUAGGCUAAGUUUUCCCGGUGUUCGUGUUUUUUUUUUUCGGAGUGGCCCAGUUUUGUAGUUAAAACCUCCUUCCAGGGAGGGGCCGAGGCUUUUUGCCUGGGGACCUCUCUGGAAGCCGGGUCCACGUCGGUUUGAGACAACUUUUCUCAGUCUCCAGUCAGAGGGUAAGUGAUUGGCCGUGAUGGAUAGGGAGAUUAAGCUUCGGGCUGGACGAUCUUCGUCCUGUACUUAAUCUUUUAAGUAAUAAUGUAGUAUUAUUCCAUCCCUAUUAUUUAUUAUUUGGUUUUUUGGGAAAAAUCGACGUCUGGUUAUAAGCAUGUAUGUAGUGGUAACUGGGAAGUGUACUGUUCCUCAGCGGAGCUGCGGCGACGGCCAUGUUGUUGUAGCGAUAAUUGUUUGCCGGCUGACUUCACUGUAAUGUGUAUUUAAUGUAUGUAUUUAUUCGUUAAUGCCUUUGUUAAAUGAUUUAUUAUUAAUUUGUUAAUCAAAUAUUUGUUUAAUUAUUUUUUUUUAUCCUAGUGAAUAAACUCUGUGCUUGAAUGAACUAA
Bacillus rossius redtenbacheri is the source of this 10503-nucleotide messenger RNA. RefSeq lists its product as uncharacterized. The record is from RefSeq and is a predicted model, not a curated record. The transcript is spliced from 2 exons. Lineage: Eukaryota; Metazoa; Arthropoda; Insecta; Phasmatodea; Bacillidae. Gene Ontology annotation, molecular function: deNEDDylase activity; protein dimerization activity; cysteine-type peptidase activity. Gene Ontology annotation, biological process: protein deneddylation; proteolysis. Bases 344 to 4567 code for a protein of 1407 amino acids.